Gongylonema pulchrum is the source of this 480-nucleotide messenger RNA. NCBI's taxonomy places the organism in Eukaryota, Metazoa, Nematoda, Chromadorea, Rhabditida, Gongylonematidae. The record is from the annotation of a GenBank genome assembly.
CAUGAAUGCCAAGGUGCAACAUGCACAUAUACAUGCGAAACUGGCUUCAUAUUUCAAAAUUCCCAAAAAUCAGCGGUCAUUGUAUGUUCGAAUGGCGCCUGGAUUGGAAUGUCAAAUUUGGUUUGCGAACCGAUCAGCUGCUCGAUGCCAAAAAUUGAGUAUGCAGAUGUUGACUGUCCAAAUGGAACUAACUAUCGUAACCGGUGUACUUUUCGAUGCAGGAGUAAUGCGAUGAUGAUUGGACAAAUGAACUACAUGACGUGCGAAGAAAAUGGUCUUUGGACUGUGCCGGAAGCUUUUUGUCAGGUGGUAUGCACUCAUGAGGGAUUACUUGCGCGCAACGUGUCGCAGGAUUCCAUGAACUGCAAAGCAAAUCGCGUCUAUGACACACAGCCUCACCAUCCCGUAUCCACUGUGUGCAGAUUGAAUUGUCGCCGACACUACCGCGCAUCACAGUCGCACUCAUUGCAGACCAAGUGA